Molecule: messenger RNA, 1305 nt
Organism: Stylophora pistillata
Lineage: Eukaryota; Metazoa; Cnidaria; Anthozoa; Scleractinia; Pocilloporidae
Molecular function (GO): glycosyltransferase activity
Source: RefSeq, a predicted model, not a curated record
UCAAAUAUUACUGGCAGGUCACAAAGCGAACGAGGAACUCGAGUUAAUCCAAGAGGGUCCCACUCAAUAUUGAAGGUUUCUCUUUUGGCAAGUGAGUGGAAUUCAUCAAUGGGAGGAUUGUCCACAAUUAACAGACACCUCGCCAUUCAAUUGGGACGUCACAAGCAAAUGGAAGUCACUUUCCUUGUUCCUCCAUCAAGCUGCUCUGAAGAAGAGAAAAGAGCCGCAAAAAGUCACAAUGUUAACAUCAGGGAAGUACAGAGUCGUCCAGGUUUCAACUCCCUUGACUGUCUGAUCUCUCCACCGAAAGACCUGGCAAUUGAUAUAGUAGUGGGUCACGGUCAGAAGCUUGGUAAACAAGCCCAAUUCAUCACAGAAUCGCACGGUUGCAAGUGGAUUCAGGUAGUGCACACUUCACCUGAGGAUCUAGGAAUGCACAAAGAUUAUUCCAUGGCCAUUCAAAAGGGUGAGGAGAAGAAAACAACCGAAGCAGAGUUAUGUAAAUUAGCAGAUGCUGUUGUUGCAAUUGGACCGAUUUUGGGGGAGACCUUCUCGGCUUAUCUUCGCUCAUGUGGAAGACAGCAAGAUAUAAUUGAACUGACUCCAGGCAUCUUCAGCGAAUUUUCGACUUUAAAACAUGCUGCAGUGGACAAUAUAAACUUUAGGGUGUUGACCUUUGGUCGUGGUGAUCAAGAAGACCUUAAGCUGAAAGGAUACGAUAUAGCUGCCAAGGCAAUAGCUGAACUCAGCGACCCUUCUUACCGCCUAAUUUUUGUGGGUGCACAUGGCGGAAAAGAGGAGUAUGUUAAGGAAUUUUUGCUUCGGAGUGGAAUUCCUGAUACUCAGCUGACUGUGCGAAGGUUUGUGCAAAACAAGGAGAAAUUGGAUGAUCUGUUUUGUGAGGUGGAUCUUUGCAUUAUGCCAUCAAGAGCAGAGGGUUUUGGCUUAACGGCCCUGGAGGCUUUGUCAGCUGGUCUUCCCAUUCUUGUCAGUGGUUAUUCUGGAUUUGGAGAAGCACUGUGCACUGUGCCGUCAGGCGAAAAGGUUGUUGUCAAAUCUAAGGAUCCCGAGGUAUGGGCAAAGGCAAUUUCCGGCGUCCGCCAGAAGAAAAGAUCACAGCGACUUGAAGAGAUUCAGCAGUUACGGUCUGCCUAUGAAGAGAAGUAUAGCUGGGGAAAGCAGUGUGAAAAUCUCGUGGAGAAGAUGUGGGACAUAAGUUAGGAAUCACCAUUUCAUCAAGAUAUCUGAGUCAAAAAAGGUGGAUUUUGCUGGCUGGGUUUGUUCAGUUGCCCGUCUAUAGCAAGU